Molecule: messenger RNA, 1272 nt
Organism: Aureobasidium melanogenum CBS 110374
Lineage: Eukaryota; Fungi; Ascomycota; Dothideomycetes; Dothideales; Saccotheciaceae
Product: kynurenine-oxoglutarate transaminase 1 mitochondrial precursor
Exons: 2
Coding region: 1-1272 (423 amino acids)
Biological process (GO): biosynthetic process
Cellular component (GO): mitochondrion; cytoplasm
Molecular function (GO): L-kynurenine:2-oxoglutarate transaminase activity; pyridoxal phosphate binding
Source: RefSeq, a predicted model, not a curated record
AUGCGCAAGGAUCCCUUCAAGCCUGCAGCCCGCGUGGCCGGCCAGAAGCAAGAUGUCUGGUCCAUCGUCAACGAAGCAGCUGCCUCUUCCAAGGUCUCUGAUGUCGUGAACAUGGGACAAGGCUUCUUCGGCUACAACCCUCCUCAAUUCGUCAUCGACGCUGCUAAAGGUGCUCUGGACAGAGUCGAAUGCAACCGGUACUCGCCCACCAAGGGAAGACCUCGCCUGAAGAAGGCCCUCGCCGACGCCUACUCUCCCUUCUUUGGACGCACCCUGGAUCCUGAAAAGGAGGUCACGAUCACAACUGGUGCGAAUGAAGGCAUGCUCUCGGCCUUCAUGGGCUUCGUUGAACCCGGCGACGAGGUCAUUGUCUUUGAGCCCUUCUUCGAUCAGUACAUCCACAACAUUCAGAUGCCUGGUGGUAAGGUCGUUUACGUACCUCUACACCCUCCAGAGAAGGGUGCUACCCAGACCACUUCGGCUGGAGACUGGUCAAUCAACAUGGACGAGCUGAAAGCUGCCAUCAACGACAACACUCGCAUGAUUGUCCUUAAUACCCCUCACAACCCCAUUGGCAAGGUCUUUACACGAGAUGAGCUACAAGCCAUCGGUGACCUGUGCGUCCAACACAACAUCAUCAUUCUGAGUGACGAAGUCUACGAUCGUCUUUAUUACACUCCUUUCACCCGCAUGGCUACUCUGUCUCCCGAGAUCGCCAACCUCACACUUACUGUUGGCUCGGGAGGCAAAAACUUCUACUGCACCGGAUGGCGCGUCGGAUGGUUGAUUGGCCCUGAGCACCUGAUUCAACCAGUUAGUGCUGCUCACACCCGAAUCUGUUACAGCAGUGUCAGCCCGCUGCAAGAAGCCACUGCCAUCGGCUUUGAGGAGGCUGAUAAGCAUGGCUUUUGGGAUGAGACCAAGGCUGAGAUGAGAGCCAAGAUCGACCGCUUCGUCGCUAUCUUUGACGAACUCGAAUUGCCCUACUCUGACCCUGAAGGUGGCUACUUCGUUCUUGUGAAUAUGUCAAAGGUGAAGCUUCCUGCUGAUUAUCCAUUCCCUGAUCAUGUCGCAAGCCGUCCUCGCGAUUUCAAGCUCUCAUACUUCAUCAUCAAGGAGCUCGGUGUUGCUGCCAUUCCACCAACCGAGUUCUUCACUGAUGACAAUGCUCACAUUGUCGAGGAUUGGUUGCGAUUUGCCAUCUGCAAGAAUGACGACGUGCUUGACAAGGCCAAAGACAGACUCAGAGGUCUCAAGAAGUAUAUGCAAUGA